AUGGGGCGGCUGCCGAAUGUCCCCAGGGAAGGAUAGUUUAUUCGUAUACGUCCAGCCGAAGAUGGAUUGGGUUGGAUUGGAUCUGCUACGGUACGGUACAAGCUAUUGAUGUAACAUAUGAUACGCAAGUCGGUAGUAAUUCUCUCUGGGAAUGUUAUAUGCUUGCUUGCCGUGGGGUUUAGGGUUUGGUCAGGUGCAAGAAAUCAUACAACAAUUUGCCAUGCCAUGUAAGUAGGGAGCCGAGUAGGAAAUCAUAGCAAUCAGUGGUGGGGUUGGUAAAUUGAAUGUGAAAGGAGAUGGGGCGAUGUAAAGUUGGGUUGGAUCGGUGGUCGACCUUCUCACUUCCCAAAUUUAUUUGUCAAUUUCAACGCUAAUGGAAUGGGCUUUAAUCCUAAUUCUGUUCCUAUUGAUUGAAGAAGAAGAAGAAGAAGAAGAAGGGUUCAUUCUGAUAACCUUUUUGGUUUUGUAGAACAGAACAAGAGCAAGACAAAGACUGGCGCAAUCAAUAAAUAGUUGUACAAAAGAAUUAUAAUAGCCCUUUAAUGUAAAAGUAUGUAUAAUGCAGAAUCUUUUCUAGAUUGAAAAUGACCAAAAACUUUAACAAGGCAUCCACAAAGGAAACUUCAAUCUAGGAUACUGUCUAGAAUAGUAUCUAUUUUCCGAAAUAUAAAUAUUUGGAAUUACAAACUUCAAUUAGUAUUGACUUCAAAUCUCACUAUCUUAAAGCAAACCAAAAUUUUGCAUUAAACAUUACAGAGACAACAGUGACAGAGACUCACUCUGUCAAGAUUGAAUUUGUACACAAAAAUAAAACAUUCACAGGAACAGCCAGUGAAUUUUCACGGCUCGCCGCCAUGCACAUAAUUUUUUAUAGAACAUUCAAUGCCAUUUCUAAGGGACAACCACUGCGGGGUGGGUCAGCAACAAGGCUGUGUACUGUCACUGGAAUCCACCACUUUCAUUUCAAGACUCGGGUGUGUGAUCACUGGGACCCUUUUGAUGCCUGCUAGUUGCUCUGCUGAAGAUGGAUUCAGGAUUUUCCUUGAGUUCCUGUUGAUUCAAAGACAGGUAGAAGGUUGCAGUAGUAGUGGGUGAAGUAGCUAGGGCUGAUGAGAUGCCCAUUAGGAAUCCGCAAAGCUCCCAUUAGUUUCAUACUUCACAGCAGUUGUGGCCAUGUAACACAAAUGAUAGAAAUUGAACACAAGUGCAGGCAGCAGGCAGGCUGGCUUCUUACACUAGGGCUUGCUGACUCAUUCCUCAUCCCUUCCCCUCCCAAGUUGCCGGCUGAUCAAUGAACCCAAAUUCUAGUGUCAAAGUUACCAGCUAGCUGCUGCAUGUUAGGCAGCAAGAGAUGAUCGUAUUUAGCGGAUCUCGCCGAUUUGAGGCCCGCUGCCGCCUAGCCAUUAUGUGCCCACAAAAUUAAAACCUUCUAAAUUUGUAACAUCAUAAAAAAGGUCGAGUUUUUUUUUUGGGGGGGGGGGACUUGAGAAAGUUUUCAAUCCCAAAAUAAUGAAGUUUUAUCAAAAAUCGGAUAUUUAUGGGGUUGAAGCUUUGUUUGGGAGAGAACUAAUAACAAUGGCAUUGGAUGAAAAAAGAGUGGAAGAUAUUUUUCUUAUGUAACAUUUGUUAAAAUAAGAUAAGUUUGUAUCAAAAUAAAUUUGGAAUAUUUUUCAGAUUAAGAUAUAGAAUAGUCAAGAUAAAAUUACGAAGUAUUUCAAAAUUUUUAUUAAAUUAUUUGUUAAAUUUUUUAAAAUGUAUUGUAAGAUACAAACGUAAUUUUUUCUUAUUUGUAAGGACCAAUAUAUGCUUAUCUUGAAGGAAGAUAUAAGCAUAUCUAAAAUAAGUCAUAUAAGAAGUUACAUAAUUUCUUUUUUAAGAGUUGCGAAAUAAAAUUAAUAAACACAUUAAAAAUAAUGAUAUAUACUUAAUAUCAUCAAACUACAAAAAUAAAGUUGUACAUCUAUCUGCAAUAUUAGAGAAGUAGUAGUAAGUAAAAAGUAUUUGUAUCCAACGUCUCCUUUUCAUUGCAUAUAUAGCAAUGUGAAGGUGUCUGAAACUUGGGUAUAUAUGGCCAAGCCAUUUGACAAUGGCUAGUUUGAUCAGCUCAUCAUCAAGUCCUCCCUCCAAUCCCCCCAGAAUUGGAAAUGGGAGUUGGAGGGGCAAAACGACGCACUAGUGCUUGGUGUUUUGGCUUGGCUCCAUCAUUCGUCCACUCUCUCUCUCUCUACAUGUAUAUGCAAUAAAUGGCGGGCGGAUUAAUGAUGGAUGGAUCGAUUAUAACUAAUACUUCAAUUCCCAGCAGCAUAUUUAUAUAUGCUCGCACCUACUAUAUAUAUAUAUAUAUAUUCACUCAUUCCAAGGCUAAGCAGCUAGCUAGCUAGCUCAUCAUUUAAUUAUAUUAUAUCAUGUGUGUUGUGCACAACCAACCUGCACAACAAGAAAGAAUUCAUGCUACCUGGUACGUAGUAGGCAUAUAUAUAUAUAUAUAUAUGCCGACCCUAGCCGGCCGGUUUCCAUUGAUUAAUAUUUUUCCAACAGCUCUACUAAUUGCUAUAAAUAGGCAGACCAUCCUCAUCUACGUUCUCGUAUCAUCACUCGAUCCAAUUCCAUCCGGUAUAGUAGAAGCUAGAGAAGCAAAUCCAUCCAUAUAUAUUAAUUAUAUAUGGCCUCCUCUAGCAGUAGCAGCAACAAGCUGCAGGUCAUGAUCCUUGCAGCAGCAGUGGUUCUGCUAAUCAUUUGCCCAAGCGUGACGGUGGCCACGCAAUACUGGGUGGGAGACUCCGCCGGCUGGACUAUAGACUUCAAUUACACAGCCUGGGCCCAGGAUAAAGCUUUCUACGUCGGGGACUCACUAGUGUUCAAGUAUACGCAGGGAGAUCACAACGUGUUCAAAGUGAACGCCACGGCCUUCAAAGACUGCAUCAAGCCUCCUCUAAAUGAAUCCCUCGCCACCGGGCACGAUGAAAUCAAGCUCUUGACUGCAGGCAGAAAAUGGUACAUCUGCGGCGUUGCCACCCACUGCGCCGACCACAACCAGAAGCUCGUCAUCACCGUCGUCGAGACACCCGCUUCCGCACCCGCCCCUCAGUCCGACUCUGCUCACCGCACGCUUACUUCUGCCUCCUCUCAACUACUCGUCGUCUUCCUUCUUGCCACCAUCCCGGCGCUGCUACUGCUCGCUUAAUUAUAUAUCAUCAUCAUCAUCAUCAUCGUCAUCAUAAGACGAUAUUAUAUUUUCCUAAUAAGUAAUUGUUAGCCACACUCGGCCGCCGCCAGCUUCUUGAGAGAGAAAGAGAGAGAGUCAAAAUUGCUGGGAACUGCAACUCCACCAUUUUCUUUCGUUUUUUUUUCUCUUCAUGUACGCUUUGCACUUUUGGGAUGAACCCAUAUUUUAACUUUGAAAACGAAUAAAAAACACCAUACAUGUGGUGUUGUUUGCCAUUGUAGCGUUUAUUCAUUCGAAAGGUUGCGUUUGAAACUAUAAAUUUUUAGGCUCCUACCAGCUUAGCUAUAUUUAUUUACUUGUUUAGUAACAAUGCCAUUAUUACUUA
Messenger RNA from Diospyros lotus (date-plum), 3551 nucleotides. Its product is annotated as blue copper protein 1a-like. Lineage: Eukaryota; Viridiplantae; Streptophyta; Magnoliopsida; Ericales; Ebenaceae. The transcript has 2 exons. The record is from RefSeq and is a predicted model, not a curated record. The coding region runs from base 2663 to 3184 and encodes 173 amino acids. Gene Ontology annotation, molecular function: electron transfer activity. Gene Ontology annotation, cellular component: plasma membrane.